CUUUUCGUUCGUCUUCCGAUCAAAAUCAAGUUCUUGUUCAAUUUCGAUUCGUGAGUGUUGGAUUUGGAGAGAGAGCAUGCCGGAUCGCAUCCUGGUGUGCUUCCGGGGCGGCGGCGCGGCGGCGGCGGGGCCGUCGGUUCCGAGUUUGACGACGUCGGUGUACGAGACUUGCCUCGGGGUCGCCUGCCUCACCUGGUCCCGAGAUGCCCUCGGCGUCUCCCUCUGCGCCGUUCUCCGCUUCUACGCCGAUGCGGAUGAGGAAAAAGAGGAGGAGGAGGAGGAGGAGGAGGAGGAGGAGGAGGUGCUUUCGUUCUGCAUACGGCCGUGGUUGCUGUGGAAGCGGCUGGGGGCGCGGCGGUUCCACCUCAAGGACCGCCGCCGCGUCGACUUCAAUUGGGACCUCACCCGUGCUCGCUUCCCGCCCGGAGGCGGCCCCGAGCCGGUCUCCGGGUACUCCGUCUCAGCCUCUCUCGACGGUGCGGUGCUCCUCGUCGCCGGGGAUCUUGCCGACGCGGCCCCCAGGAAGUCCAAAGCCCAUACGCCACAAAUCUCUCUGAUUCAGCCCCCGAUCUCGAGGCGGGAGCACGUCGUGUUAGGGGACCACGGUGGGGGGAGAUGCUACCGCACUCGGGCCAGGUUCGGCGGUCAGGAUCACCAGAUAGCGAUCGAUCUGGAAGCGAAGGAGAAGGGCCGGGAGGCUGCUAUGUCGGUGGAGAUCGACGGGGAGCGGAUCCUGCUGGUGCGCCGCCUCCGGUGGAAGUUCCGCGGGAGCGAGAAGGUCGAGCUCGGCGACAGCAAGAUCCAGGUCUCGUGGGACCUCCAUAAGUGGUUCUUUCAGGCCAUGGACGAAGGGGCAUCCGCCGGCGCCGCUUCCGGUAUGGAAGAGAUAGGACAGGCCGUGUUUCUUCUCCGAUUCGAGGAGGAUGAGAAGCAAACGGGGAGCACAGUGUACAAAGGUUCACCGGCCGCGGGGCACAACACCGAUUGGGGCAGAGGCAGCGGCGACGGCUGCGGUUGGGAAAGACAGAGGAGGAGGAGGAGGAGGAGACUGAGGAAGGCCGACUCCUCUUCCUCGUCGGCGUCGACGGGGAGCGCAUCGACGGUGAUUGAGUGGGCGAGCGCGGAGGAGGAGGAAAUGCGGCGGGCGGAAGGCUUCUCGCUGUUGGUCUACGCUUGGAAACACUAAUGACAUCAUCAUAGCCUUUUUAUUUGAUUCCUGAAAAAAGUAAAAAAUAAACAAAAUCUUUUUCCCCAUUUUCUUGUAUUUAGAAAAAAAAAAUGAUUUUGAUUUCUAUUGAAGAUCUUGAUUAACUUCGCAAAGUGAAUUG
This is a messenger RNA of Zingiber officinale, 1328 nucleotides long. RefSeq lists its product as uncharacterized. The transcript has a single exon. The record is from RefSeq and is a predicted model, not a curated record. Lineage: Eukaryota; Viridiplantae; Streptophyta; Magnoliopsida; Zingiberales; Zingiberaceae. The coding region runs from base 77 to 1186 and encodes 369 amino acids.